Cavia porcellus (domestic guinea pig) is the source of this 10306-nucleotide messenger RNA. RefSeq names its product angiomotin like 1 (gene Amotl1). Gene Ontology annotation, biological process: regulation of cell migration; actin cytoskeleton organization; hippo signaling. Gene Ontology annotation, cellular component: plasma membrane; bicellular tight junction; cytoplasmic vesicle. Lineage: Eukaryota; Metazoa; Chordata; Mammalia; Rodentia; Caviidae. Bases 2292 to 4901 code for a protein of 869 amino acids. The record is from RefSeq and is a predicted model, not a curated record. The transcript has 13 exons.
GGUACUAAGGAUCAAACUCGUGACCUCGCAUUUUCCAGGCAGGUACUUAUGAGUUAAACUCCCAGCCCUUGUGCAUGUCUUUGCUAACUGGGUUACUAUAUAUUUUACUGCUGAGCUUUGAGUGUUCUUUGUAUAGCCUAGAUAUGAGUCCUUUUAAAAAUAUGGCAUGUAUAUGUACUUGCCAGUAUGCAGCUUGUUCAUUCUCUUUACAGGAACUUUUUGCAGAACAAAAUACUUAAUUCUGAUAAGCAUCAGUUUACUGUUUUUUGCUUGGUUUUAACGGAUUGUGCUCUUUGUGUCACAUUCACUUAGGCCUAUGUCCUAAAGAUUUUUCUUGUUUCCUAAAAGUUUUAAAUUGUAAUUCAUUUUUAACCGUCUUCAGAAUUUCUAUGUCUUAUUGCUAAUCUGCUAGGUGUUGAUUAAGUACUUGAUGUCCGGUAAGUGUACAGAUGGACUAUCAGGCAUAGUUCCUUCCCUGCAGAGCUCACAGAUCAAUGGGGUUGCCAUGUAGACAUUACCAUGUGUUAAGUACUUACUAGUGAUGUGAGGUGGGGCUUCUCAUCAGAGCAGCUUCUUUUGGUCCAAGUAGUCAAAGAGGGCUUCCUUGGCCUAUUGCCCUCGAAUGGUAAGAACAGAUUGUUUUUUGCCUUUGAUCUAAUUUUUGGAUAUCUUUAUCAUCAAGAGACCUUUCAGUGUGAAUUACUGUAAUUCUUGAGCAUAUGCAGAAGGACCUGAGCUUAAUGUAGUGUUGAAGACUUUUUGAAUAUACAUGGCAUGAGAGCUUAAAACACAUUUGAAAAAUACGGUGCUUAAAAGUCAGUAAUAUAAAGAGUGUGAAUGAAGUUGGAUGGAUUGAGUUAAAACAUAUGUUAAAUGAAAAAGGAGGUAGAAUUUUGAAUUAAGACCAGAAGAUUUGAGGACCGGGGAUAUAGCUCAGUGGUACAAACACCUGCCUGGCAAGCACAAGGUCCUGAGUUCAAUUCCCAGUACCAAAAAAACAAGACAAAACAAAACAUUAGAAAAGAGCAAUAGAUUUGAUUGGCUUCCUGGCUUUGCCACUUCCUUGCUGUGUGACCUCUGAGAAUUUUAACUGCUGGAGCCUCAUGAGUAAAAUAGGGACAAUAAUAGUUCUUACAUCAUGGAGUUACGUGAGGGUAAAAUAAAACAAUGCAUUAUAAUGCUUAGCACAGCACUGUGUAUAUUUAAAGCCUUCGUUAAUGCCUACCAUUAUUAAACCUACAGGAAGUAGAUCAUUUUAUAAGGUUAUAUUUAUUCUCAUAUAUCUUUUCUCUGAGGAACUAGAAUCUUAGUUCUUACUUUUGAAGCUAACUAUUUUAUAGCCACAGCACUGUAUAGUGUACCAAAUAUUAUUUACUGAAUGAGAUUAGAAACUAGAGUUAUGUAUUUACCAUUUAGUACUGCCUAUAACUUUUGCCACCUAAAAAACUAAGAUUUUCUGAGUAGAAGAUUUUCUUUCUACUUGUGGCUACAGAGUGGUGGCAGGAGGUUGAUUUGCCCCUCUGAUGCUAGAUUAGAGUAAAUCUUGCUUGUUAUUCUAGAUACAGCAAGUUGGAGCUUAUGUCACCAGCACAUAUUCUAAACUGAAACUCCACUUCCUUUUUUCCAGUGACCAAAUUGUUCUUCAGAGGAAACUGAUGGACCCUUAGAUGUAUAAUACUAGGGCAGUACCAGCACAGGUGAGCAUCAGAGUCACCUGGAGAGCUUACUAACACAGGGCGCUGUGCUCAGUCCUGGUAACUGCAUUUCUAUUGUUUCCAAGUCAUAAUGCUGUUGGUCCUCAGACCAUACUUUGAGAACCACUGUUUAAGGGCACUCUUUAAAUUAGACCUAGAUUGAGGUCCUUAUCCUGUAGAACUGCGGCUGUUCAUCUGUAAAUGACUGAGUUUGAAACAGAUUGUUUCUAAGGUGAUUAGUUGCUGUAUGUCACUCUGUUCUCUCUUCUAGUUACUCUUCUCCUGUGCGUCACUCAGCUGGUUCUUUCCCACUCUCAGUUAUCUCUCACUGCUUGGAAGAUAGGCUAAGACUGGUCUGGGCUACCACAGAAAAGCCAUAUUGUCUGGGCUCUGCCUGCUGUCUGCUACAGCCCUGGCAGUUCCAUCCAGAUUCUAGAAGACCCAAACUGUUUUUUCCCGGACUUUCAGCUCUAUUCUGGGAGGCAUGAAGCAUCUGCUUUGACUGUGGAGGCAAACGGUAACCUCAGGGAAAAAGUUGUUGAGGAUCCUCUUUGUAACUUCCUCACCCUGAACUUCCCGAGGAUCUCAGAGGUGGAGAUGAGAGGUUCCGAGGAUGCGGCAGCUGGAACAGUAUUACAGCGGCUGAUCCAGGAGCAACUGCGGUAUGGCACCCCAACUGAGAACAUGAACUUGCUGGCCAUUCAGCACCAGGCCACAGGGAGUGCAGGACCAGCCCACCCUACCAACAACUUUUCUUCCACGGAAAACCUCACUCAAGAAGACCCACAAAUGGUCUACCAGUCAGCACGCCAGGAGCCGCAGGGUCAGGAACACCAGGUGGACAACACGGUGAUGGAGAAACAGGUCCGCUCCACGCAGCCACAGCAGAACAAUGAGGAGCUGCCUACUUACGAGGAGGCCAAGGCUCAGUCACAGUUUUUCAGGGGGCAGCAGCAGCAGCAGCAGCAGGGGCCCGCAGGCCACAGUUACUACAUGGCUGGCGGCACCACUCAGAAGUCUCGCACGGAGGGGAGACCCACGGUGAGCCGUGCCAACAGUGGACAGGCACAUAAGGAUGAGGCGCUGAAAGAACUGAAGCAGGGCCAUGUCCGCUCCCUCAGCGAAAGGAUCAUGCAGCUGUCACUGGAGAGGAACGGUGCUAAGCAACACCUCCCUGGCUCAGGGAAUGGAAAGGGAUUCAAAGCAGGAGGGGGACCCUCACAAGCCCAGCCUGCUGGCAAGGUCCUGGACCCUCGGGGUCCUCCACCUGAGUACCCAUUCAAGACCAAGCAAAUAAUGUCUCCAGUCAGCAAGAACCAAGAUCAUGGACUUUUUUACAGUGACCAGCACCCUGGGAUGCUCCACGAGAUGGUCAAGCCUUACUCUGCUCCUCAACCUGCAAGAACAGAAGUGGCUGUCCUGAGGUACCAGCCACCCCCAGAGUAUGGGGUUACCAGCCGCCCAUGCCAACUUCCGUUCCCGUCUACAGUGCAGCAGCACAGCCCCAUGUCCUCGCAGACCUCCUCCGUCAGCGGGCCACUGCACUCUGUUUCCUUGCCACUUCCAGUUCCAAUGACUCUGGCUGCUCCACAGCCCCCUCCUGCUGCCUCCCCUAACCAGCAGCUUGGUCCGGAUGCCUUCGCGAUUGUAGAGCGAGCCCAGCAAAUGGUGGAGAUCCUAACAGAGGAGAACCGGGCGCUUCACCAGGAGCUGCAGGGCUACUAUGACAAUGCUGACAAGCUCCACAAGUUCGAAAAAGAACUUCAGAGAAUUUCAGAAGCGUAUGAGAGUCUGGUCAAGUCCACCACCAAGCGUGAGUCGCUGGACAAGGCAAUGAGAAACAAACUGGAAGGCGAGAUCAGAAGGCUUCAUGAUUUCAACCGAGACCUCCGAGAUCGACUAGAGACAGCCAACAGACAGCUGUGCAGCAGGGAAUACGAGGGACAGGAAGAUGAGGCUGCAGAUGGUCACUUUGCUUCCCAGAACAAAGAAUUCUUGAAGGAAAAGGAGAAAUUAGAAAUGGAGUUAGCAGCAGUGCGAACUGCAAGUGAGGAUCAUCGGAGACACAUUGAGAUCCUGGACCAGGCUUUGAGCAACGCCCAGGCCAGAGUCAUCAAGCUGGAAGAGGAGCUACGAGAGAAGCAAGCCUAUGUGGAGAAAGUGGAGAAGCUGCAGCAGGCUCUGACACAGCUGCAGUCUGCGUGUGAGAAGCGAGAGCAGAUGGAGCGCAGGCUGCGGACCUGGCUGGAGAGAGAGCUGGAUGCGCUGAGGACCCAGCAGAAACAUGGAAAUGGCCAUCAAGCUGGCAUGCCAGAAUACAGUGCUCCGGCCCUCAUGGAACUUGUACGGGAGAAGGAAGAACGGAUCUUGGCCCUGGAGGCUGACAUGACCAAGUGGGAGCAGAAAUACUUGGAGGAGAGCACCAUCCGACACUUCGCCAUGAAUGCUGCAGCCACUGCUGCAGCUGAGAGGGACACCACAAUCAUCAACCACUCGAGGAAUGGCAGCUACGGGGAGAGCUCGCUGGAGGCCCACAUCUGGCAGGACGAGGAGGAGGUGGUGCAGGCCAACAGGAGGUGUCAGGACAUGGAGUACACUAUAAAAAACCUACAUGCCAAAAUCAUAGAGAAGGAUGCCAUGAUUAAAGUGCUUCAGCAGCGAUCUCGUAAGGAUGCUGGGAAGACAGACUCCUCCAGCCUGCGUCCAGCACGUUCCGUCCCAUCCAUUGCAGCAGCCACUGGGACACACUCCCGCCAGACCUCGCUUACCAGCAGCCAGCUGGCCGAGGAGAAGAAGGAAGAGAAGACCUGGAAGGGCAGCAUAGGGUUACUACUGGGGAAAGAUCACCAUGAACAUGCUUCUGCCCCACUGCUGCCAACCCCACCUGCCUCUGCACUGUCCCCUGUGGCCUCUACCACAUCCGCCAACAGCGCCCACGCUAAGACGGGCAGCAAGGACAGCAGCACCCAGACAGACAAGAGCACCGAACUCUUCUGGCCCAGUAUGGCUUCUCUCCCCAGCCGCAGCAGGCUGAGCACAACCCCUUCCAACAGCCCCGUCCUGAAGCACCCAGCAGCCAAAGGGACCACAGAGAAACUGGAGAACUCCCCCGGCCAUGGGAAGGCAGCGGACCACAGAGGCCGCGGCAGUAGCUUGCUGCACAAGCCUGAGUUCCCUGAUGGAGAGAUGAUGGAAGUUCUCAUCUAAAGCUGUCAUCCCUGUUAAUUUCAUAUGGCAGCACUGCAAAUCAGGAAAGUGGUAGAGAGGGAAAAGAAAGAUCAAGAAGGUUGCAGAUGGGAAACCAGGAAUGAUGCGAACUGAUAAAGAUUUCAGAGUAAUAAGAAUACUUUUCAUAAAUGUUAAAAGCAAAAAUAGGAGAACCUACAUGACUGAAGAGAAGAGAAUGCUAUGGAUUUUCUUACAUAUAGUGGAAAAGAAGAUACUUGUAGGUUUGGAAACAAGUUAAGAAGAAGUAGGAAAUGGAGUUUUUCAUUGUACAGAAGUUUAUCUCUUGGGGAGCCUUGGUGUACUCCCACUCUUUGGUUAUAAACAGAUAAACCUAGUCAUGUAUUUUCCUUGAAUAACCCUCGUUCUGCUUGCCUCUUAGCAUGUUUCAUUUAAAAAGAAUCUCCUGGGCAUCUCUAGAGCCUGUGUUGGCACAAUGCAGCAUCACCAUGCCCUUGUGGGUUCCUGUGGCUGUGGGUGUUGCACAGUGAGAAGAACCCCCCAGGAAUACAGGAAAAUUGCAGAGGCAAUAUUCACCUAAUUAUCUGCUCGGCUUGGGUUGUCAGGAGAUUAUGGGCUUAUUAGCUUCUCUGGAUUCGGCAGUAUUCUGAACAGGGUGAGAGCAUUAGGACCUUGGUCCUCAUCCUCACCAGCUUCUCUGAGUGUCUGUGCUUUGCUUUCUUUAAUUUUGCUUUUUCGUCACUCCUUCCUUUUUUCCAUUUUAAUAAGGGAUUGCGGAGUUCCUUAAGUAUGGGACUCACAAGAGCAGUGUCUGAACCGUCCUCUUUCCUGCUGUGUCUAAGAGGGGGAGUGGGAGAGCACCCUGCGGGCUUCCUGGCUGGCUUCUGGUUGGGCUGAAGUUGUUCCUCCCAUGCUGACUGCACUCUGGGGAAGCUGUCAUGAGGUGGAGGAUUCCGUGGGUCACUGUCACACUUACAAUCAAGAUCAUGGCACUAAUUCUUUUCCUUUCACACAUCAGUUCUCUUGCAAAGAGCUUGCUAUUUCCAUUCCAUUGCUCCGUUAGGUUAAGACCUUUUAGACAAUGGAUGACAGUUUAUAAGCAGUGUCUUGUUAAAUUGCCCAGGAUGGCCUCAAACACAUAUGAUCCUCCUGCCUCAGCCUCCUAAAUAGCUGGGAUUAUACUUGUAGGUUACUGUGACCACUCAAAUCUGAGACUUUAAAAUAACUCUUAAAUGAAAUACUGAGGAGACAAUUACUCAGGAGACUUUGUUUGGGUGGCUUAUUUUAGGACUGGCCUUUGGACAGUGUCCUGGGUGAAGUUACAGUCUCUCCAGAUAGAGGAGGAAGAAGGAAGACAAGACGUGUGGACUGCAGAGGGGAGGGAGAAAAAUAGCUUUGGCCAGCAGGGCCCUACACCAUGUGGUAUGACACGAGUAAGUGGGAACUGACCCAUCUCGCGCAGCAGCUGUUCAGUAGGCACUGAGCUUUGUGCUUCCUUCUUGUUACCUCUAGUCUCAGACUGAGCACUAAACCUUCAUGUAUACAGAACAGGAAUCUGAGGCAGCACCAAGAGCCUCGUACUGGUAGCACGCCAUCCUCCAGGGUGUGGGAAGAGAGUACAAGAAGCCUCAUCAGUGGGUCAGAGUUGGUGAACCCACAGGGGAUGAGGUGAAGGAUCAUAUCCAGUCACUUUUCAUGGGGCAGGAGAGUGGUUCUCUUAAGUACAUUCUAAUCCCAAUUAAUGUUGUGGAUAGAUUGGAAAGGAAAUUGUUGAGAGACGGGAAAUGAAGUCAUCUCUGCUGUCCCCUCCACUUCCAUACCUGGGCCACCCCAAACUUGGGCCGUCUCCCUAGCAAUAGGUGAAAGCGAGCACCGGAGCCCAGUUUGUCCCAAGGCUUGGUCUGUGUACUCCAGACACUGCAUCUGCACACUCAGGCUCGAGCUUCAGUGUCUGUCGUAGGCCCCUGGAUUACCAAGCAUCUUCAUUGUUGGAAUGCAGACAGAAACAUGACCGUUCUCCAGGGCUUCGGCUCCAGUUACACUAUCACUUUUGUUGGUGUGUAUUCUCCUAAUCUGUAAGACUCCUCUGUCUGUAGCUUUCAGAUAUCUUCUGUUACAGGAGCUCACCUGCCAGGCGAGAGCCCCAAACCCUUUCGUCAUCACGGUUUCUCAGCCUAGCUUGCCUACAGGAAGUACUCACUGCAGGUGCUGGACACCCAUGCAGCUCUGGGCGGCCCACAGUCUUAAUCUCACUGAACUGGAGAAGAACAGUGUUAGCUAUACUGUACAGUGACUGUGUAGGCACUGUGAUGUGUACCUUUUGAUUAGUCUUUAAAGCACCUGGGGAGCAGGAGCAGGUUCAUUAUUCUAAUUGCAGGAAUCAGAAACUCAAGCUUGGGAAUGUUAAGUCCCUUUUCAAAGUCUCACAGCAAGAACCUAGGAUUUAAAACAGCUUUAGAGAGGAGCCUACACUACAGGAUACACGGCCUCAAACAAGACCUACUCCACUAUUUGGACUCUCUGACUGUGUGUACACACACACACACACACACACCAGCCGUACCUCUCAGAACCUAGGAAAUAGGAUGAAUCCCAGAACUCCUAAGAUUGUCCGCCAAUACCAGGCAGAUAUGGAAAGCUUUUUGUUCUAUUAUAUUACACUUACAAAACACAUCUUAAAAAAUAUUUCUGCAUUGUCCAAAGACCUGGUCUUCUUUAGAACUUCUCAGGGCCCUCUGACCAUAGACCUUGACUGCCUUGGGUAAAGGGUGAGUGCUUUGUCUUUGGGUAAAGGGUGCCAGAGUAUGUCAGCUUCAUCCAUGAGUAGACUGAUAAUACCAUCAUGCUGCCAGGGUUUUACCUGGGCUAUAAGAUGUAGUUGAUGUCAGGCCCAUAACCCUAGAGUUUCACUAAAUAGAUGGGUUUGUGUGUAAGAAUUCUUACCAUCUAUAGGUCCAUAUAGCUAAAGCUGCCAGGAAAUGUAUAUUAUUUUCCAAAAAUAUCUAUAUGUACAGAACACUUUUCUUAGCAUUCUUUGAAGUGUUCUGUCUGCUUUGCAGCAGCUGGUGGCCCUGGACAGUGGGGAGUUCACCGUGCUCUCACUGUGCCUGUAAGACAGGGCUACUCAUUCUUUCCCUAGCGGGGUUGGGAGGGCAAAGAACAGCACAGCCUUUCUCAUUUUGGUCGUGUGAGGGUUGCCCUUUGCAACGUAUGAUUUUGACUACAGAGCUGAAGUAGAUACCAAAAUAAUUGCUACAAAUAAAUUCUGAAGGUGGGAUAGAGAAUUCAGUGGGUCUGCUGGUCAGGGAAGAAGCUCUCCGAGUAUGCCCUGUCAAGAGGCAAGUUACAUCCCAUUUGCUGCUGCCUGAGUUGCCCUAAGUCUCGUGCACUCUGGUGAUGCUGUGGCUGAAGCACCUUCACGCCAAGCACAGGUAGAUCAAGGAAUUCUCCCCAGCAACCUGCUCAGUCCCUGUGGCCGAGCGAUGCCAGGGUCCAAGGAGACAGUAAAGAAGACAGGCGGUUUGAAAGAUCUUGAGGUAGGCACUCACAUGUAGACUGGAGAGAGCUAUCCCGAGGAGAGACAUGUUGUCCAAAACAAAGUUUUGCUCCAUGGUCUGCUGUGGAGCAAGCAUGUUCCACCCAUUGUAUGCUCCAUGAAUGGUCGUGCACACUCCUAAAGCAAGGGACUUCACAAAUGUCCUUAAGAGGCAAGGGCUUUAAGAAGCCAAAGAAUAUCCAGCCCAGCAGUUGUUUCUCCACAUCACUGAAACCUGGUUAUGGUAUAGGCUGUACAUAUGUGUACUUUUUUUUUAAUUCUUUUUUUCUUUUGCUUGCUAAUUAGUGUGUUUAAAAUAUCUCCAUUUGAUGUGAUGAUUAUUCAUUGUGUUGUUUCUGAUGUGCAGCUCCAUGGGAGAUGGGCAGAGGAGUUCAGAAGAUAGCAGAACCUGGUUGGUCAGCUGGGAGGAUGCAAAGAUCAGCAUUUCAGUAAAUGACUUUCUUCUUGAACAAAUAAGCGUGUUUUUCUCUCCCUUUAAAUAGUAAACCUUCUCAUUUAGUAAUUUACUGAUAUUUUGAGAUGUAUGGUGAAUGCAUACAUAUAAGGUAUAACUAAGGACUGUGAGUAAAAUUAAGAAAAUUUUGGAAACUUCUUUAUUAGAGUGGCCUUCAGGGCCUGGCAUAUUCCUUUGAUUUCCCCUGAAAGGUAAGAAAUCUUUAUCUUUCAAAGAUAGUCUUAUAGCCAGGUGUGGUGGCACAUACCUGUAUUCCCAGCACUCAGGAGCCAGAGGCAAAGAGAAUCACCAUAAGUCCAAGGCCAACCUGGGCUACAUAGUGAGUUCAAGGCCAGCCUGAAUUACAUAGUGAGACCCUGUCUCAAAAAACCAAAACAAUAAAAAAUAAAAAUGAUUUAAAUUUUGGAAGUAAUCCCAAAUUGUUCAUAGCACAAGGGAAAGAGUAAACAUGGUAAUUAAGGUAAUUCACAUCUUUUUUUUCCCCUUUAAGUAAAAUUCCUAAGAAAUUCUUUUAAAUGAGCUUGGACUCAGCCUUGCAAAGUGACAGUUAAAGGGACGACAGUACUCACUUGUAUUCACAACUUCUAGAAGUUUCACUUUUAAAAAUGUGUUCUUUUGCGUGCCCCGUGUGUGUUCCCAUCUCUGCAUACACUGCAGACAUAGCAGGGUAUUCAUGUGUAUGAACAUCUGGUAGAGGCUCUGUAAAACCAGCUUGUACUUCAGUGCACGUUGUUGUCAUGUAUCCUGUGACCAAGGUGUUUAUUUGUCGUGAAACCUUACUUCUUCACAGAAUGAAAAUACGGUCCUUAAUAUAAUGCAGGACAUCUACAGCAUUUCUUGUAUCAGCUUCCAAAGUUUUGAUGCCCAGUGUUGUGUUUACAUGUGAUUUUACCUAGGAUUCUCUUCUCAGAUGCCUGUAUUUAUUACAAAGCAAAUUGUAAGCAGAUUUAUCUGCAGUGGUUUUAUCUGACUCAAGAUGUUUUUCCCUUUUGAGGAGGGACAGCAAAGCCUCCUACUCUUUCCUCCUCCUCUUCCUCAAGGCACUUACAGAGUCUGUGUACAGUUCUGUAAGACAAGGGUGAGUGCAGGCACCCGGCCAAAACUCUGACAGCCCUCAAGCCAUUGCCCUUUCUGCCUGCUGUGUGUGUGCGUGUGUGUCACUGUAUGUGCUAGCCAUGUGCUGUGAAUUCUGGUAACUGGGUGUAACCUUUGGCGUCUUUGGAUUGCUGGUCUGUACUGAAUUGUGUACAGAGUUGUACAGCCAGAUGGGUCUGUGUACAGAGUGGGGAAGUCCAAGCACAUGGCGUGUCCCCCACAGCAAAUACAGAUUCUGUUGGUCGGCCAAAGAUUUUCCUAUUCUUUGCUGCUUAAACUUGUGCCUUACUAUUGUAUAUAAUAAAUGGAUAAAAUGGCCAA